AUUGGCAAUUGAAUCAAAGUAUCACAUUCUCCUCCAAACAAUUACCAACACAAUAGUUCAAUAAAGGGGAAUGUCACCAUUAAUCCUCUUAAGCUUCUUUUGUGUCAUACUUGUGGCAACAUCCCAAGGGUCAGAUGUUGUCCACCGAAUUCAGCCUCUCCAAAUUCACCCCCUCCGACUACAAUCCGACUCGGCGUGCCUGAGUUGGCGAGUCGCUGUGGAAGCCCACAAUAUCAUUGACUGGACCGUAGCUCCGGAGGGAUGUGAAGGCUAUAUUGGAAAUUACAUGCUUGGCGGCCAGUACCGGAAAGACUCAAAAGUUGUCGCUGAUGAAGCUUAUGAGUAUGCUAAGAGUCUCAAAAUCAGAGAUAUUGGCAAGGACGUGUGGGUUUUUGACGUCGAUGAGACUGUACUUUCCCACGUACCCUUUUAUGCUCUGCAUGGAUUUGGGGCGGAGCCCGUGAAUUACAUUGAGUUCUUUGAAUGGUUGGCCAAAGGCAAAGCCCCAGCGUUGCCGGAGAGUCUAAAGCUUUAUAAUAAGUUACUGAGUCUCGGGAUCAAGGUUGCCUUCCUUACAGGGAGAGGAGAAGAGUUAAGAAAUAUCACAGCAACCAAUCUUAAAAAUGCCGGAUAUCAUACUUGGGAGAAACUCUUACUCAGGGGGCCGGGUUCUGAAAACACAACAGCAGUUGUAUAUAAAUCGGCUGAAAGAAGAAAGUUAGAAGAAGAAGGAUAUCGAAUUGUUGGAAAUUCUGGGGAUCAAUGGAGCGAUAUCACAGGGACCAAUGUCGGCGAGAGGACAUUCAAACUUCCUAAUCCAAUGUACUACGUUAAGUGAAUUUUAAUUUACAAUUUGGCAAAAAUAAAAAUAUCUAAGUUAUAUUGCUAGCUAUAAGCACUUGAUUGUUCAAUUCAAUAAUUCAAUAUUAAGAUUUCUUAGUGAUGCUUAUGAUACACUAGGAAUAUUUUAAUAUUGGUGUUCGUUUGUAGUAUGGACUAUAUGUUAUGUUAACUAUAUGUUAUUUUGAUU
Messenger RNA from Ziziphus jujuba (common jujube), 1030 nucleotides. Its product is annotated as acid phosphatase 1. The transcript is spliced from 3 exons. The record is from RefSeq and is a predicted model, not a curated record. Gene Ontology annotation, molecular function: acid phosphatase activity. Bases 71 to 838 code for a protein of 255 amino acids. Lineage: Eukaryota; Viridiplantae; Streptophyta; Magnoliopsida; Rosales; Rhamnaceae.